GGGGUCGGGUUUCUCCUGCAACAGACUUUAUUAACGUGGACUGCGUCGCCAGCGGAAGAAGUUUACAAUGCGCAUCGGAGUUUUAAUCGUUGUUGUCUGCCUGCAGGUGUACAGUGCUUUGGUCAUAUUGCCCCUUCUAACGGAAGUCAAAGGCAAACUUCUGAAUGCUACUGCAAACAAAAUCAAGAAGGGCAUUUCUAUGAAAUUUAACCUGGGAUCACUAAUGGAGAUUUUCGGGGAGAGUCAACAGAGAAAUGCGUCCUCGGACAAUAUAAGUGACCUAUUCAAUGCUGGCUUAGCUCUCAUGCCAAAAUAAUCAAAUGAAAGCUUUAAAAGCCAGCUUUGCAAGCGGAACCGCUCUUCGAUCUAUAAAAACACUUUGCAAUAAAUUUUCAUUUCAUCGCA
Drosophila erecta is the source of this 405-nucleotide messenger RNA. RefSeq lists its product as uncharacterized. Bases 68 to 316 code for a protein of 82 amino acids. NCBI's taxonomy places the organism in Eukaryota, Metazoa, Arthropoda, Insecta, Diptera, Drosophilidae. The transcript has 2 exons. The record is from RefSeq and is a predicted model, not a curated record.